AUGCCCGAAACACUGCGUGUUCUAACUCUGAACUGUUGGGGAAUCCCCUACUUCAGCUCGGACAUCCCAGCUCGGUUUGAGGCUAUCGGGACGGAGUUGUGCACCGGAAGAUACGACGUCGUGUCCCUGCAAGAGGUUUGGAGUCAAGAUGUCUACGAGAAGAUGGUUUCUCAGGUACAAGACGUGCUGCCGUACCAUCACUACUUCUACAGGUACUGGGAUCUAUGCCACUUUUCUGUACUCCACAGUGGGUGGCACGGCAGCGGCGUCUGCAUUUUCUCCAAACACCCGAUAGUUGGCGCGUACCAGUACCGCUUCACGCUGAACGGCUUCCCGCACAAGCCUCACCAUCCGGACUGGUACGGGGGGAAACUGGCCGGGCUCUGCCAGAUACGGCACCCUGGGGCAGAGAUCAACGUAUACGCCACACAUACCCACACAGAGUACAACCACGAGAACGACAAGGACAAGGCACAUCGGGUGUCGCAGGCUUUCGAGCUCAGCCAGUUCAUCCGCUACACAGGCCAGUCUGCAGACGUGAACAUUUUAGCAGGAGAUUUGAACAACCAGCCGUUUGAGCUGGGACUGAAAAUUAUCCAGGCCAACUCUGGGAUGGAGGAUGCCUGGCUAACAGCCGAGCACAAGAACGCAGAUGACUCCGGUUUGACGUGGAAUCUCGACGACAAUGUUUACACCUGUUACCCUGACUACCCACCAUGCAGAUACGACUAUGUGCUUUAUAAGGGGUCUGCCAGGUGCAGGAUGAAGUGUGUUCACUGUGAGACCACCAUGCACAAGGUUCCUGGGAAACCCCAUAACUACUCCGACCAUGAAGGGGUGCUGGCUCACCUGGAACUGGAGAAGGUCUCAGGACAGAGGCAAGUCCAGUCUGCCGGUCCGGACCAGUCGGAGCGUGACGCCGCCCUCCGUCAUGCGGUCCAUGUCCUGGAGGAGAGGAUCAGCUCCUCAGCCUCCAGCCGCCUGUUCUACACGUCAAUCAUCCUCAUCAGUCUGCUCCUGAUGCUCCUCAGCAACUGGCUCCAUCUCCAUCACCUGCUGACGUCACUCACGCACCUGCUGCUCGGGCUCCUCAUUGGCUGGAGCUUCUGGAUGGGCGUGGUCGUCAUGGAGAUGGAGAGGAGGGGUUGCCUGGCAACCAAGGCUGGCAUGGAAGUCCUCCUCAAUGCAAGCCCGAAGAAAAAUGUAUAAGAUGCGAUGUGACCGCAAUAAUGGGG
Branchiostoma belcheri (Belcher's lancelet) is the source of this 1235-nucleotide messenger RNA. Its product is annotated as putative neutral sphingomyelinase. The record is from RefSeq and is a predicted model, not a curated record. Bases 1 to 1209 code for a protein of 402 amino acids. The transcript has 9 exons. Gene Ontology annotation, molecular function: sphingomyelin phosphodiesterase activity. Gene Ontology annotation, cellular component: cytoplasm. Lineage: Eukaryota; Metazoa; Chordata; Leptocardii; Amphioxiformes; Branchiostomatidae.